CCAAGAUCGACCAAGCAUGUACAACUUAUCCAGAAUUAUGCUGGGUACAUCUAGGAGGGAUGGUCACCUGUUCUAGAAUCCAGCCUCACAAUUCAGGAUUCUUCUUCGCUGAUCUUUCCAGCUAUGAAGCCACAUCGUUCAAUUCUUGAGUUAUUAAGGAACUUCUUCCUUGCACUCAUAGUGAUGCUCUGAGACGACAAUGCAUUCACUCUCUCAGCGCCCACAGGGCCCUACUCAACUUUCUCGUCUGCCUCUGACCAAAUUCUCUCACACAACCACCUCCAUCAACUAUAAAGGCCCUCUCACUUGGUCUCAUCUUUUCAGUAACGGUGAUAUCAUCGUUUUAUUUGAAAGAUGCCCUAGAACACUUUCUACCGGGGAGAAAGUGCUCAUGAAGAUCUCUCGAGAUAGGGAAAUACUGGUGUGUCGCCAUGUCAAAAUCUGAAGAGCAUAUAAGCAACAUGAGAGAAAAGCGAGAAAUACUGAAAAUCUCUGGUACGAUAUGGCAGGAGACAGUUGACCUUUCCAAGAUCGCACAAGAAUCAUCCAAUUCCAAUCCAUCACCGACUCAGCAGACACAUACCAAACCGAACACCGCUAUUGUCAUCAAACUGCCGUGUCUAGCAGUAAGAUAUUCGGAGAAAACCUAUAUACGACGCUUCCAGAUCAAAUUCUCUUUGGACCGUGACUACUAUACAGCUCUCUCCAUACUUAGUGAUAUAAAAUGUCCAUUCUCGGAAUCCAACGUUGGAACUCUUGUCCAACCAACAAGGCCAUCUUCAUCCCAAUGGCGCCGAGAAUUGCUCCCUGCUGUCUCAAGAUCAAUGAGUACAUUUCAUCCUCCUCCAUCCCUGUCUAACCUUUCAACCACCGUUGACGGUGUCUUUCAAACUCACCUGCCCACAAGCGAGACACAUGAAAGAACGUCUAGCGUCACAGUCGGUCCCUCGCUGCCUUCGUCUUCGGGUACUGGCUAUACCAUGACAGCCACUACAGAACACGCAACAGCACAUCAUAACAGCGCGAGACACGAACAACACCCAAUGCCAAGCAGGCAGGCCGAGUCUCCAUAUUUUCUGAGCACGUCUCUGGCCCACGCAAGCCCCCAAGAGGAAGUACCCCCUAGACCUUCCACGGCAACAACCGUCCGUGCUAUCCGACCACUGGAGGAACUUCUACCCCCGAAGCGAGACCUCCCGUUUGCGAACCCAGCCGCAAAGCGAGCGUGCACGACAACAGCGAGACCCGCUACGGUUGCACACGGACCGGGGCCGUCUCGAGGACCGAUUUGCUGCACAGACUCGACAAAUGUAGGUUCUAGACAAACGGACCUCGCAGGACCUGUAUCAAGUCUAGAUCCGUGGAACACACAAGUCCAACCAAGACCAGAGCCCCAUAACUCGAAACUCCUCACUUUGAGAUAUCACCAUGGUGCCCCUAACAUCCCCAUCGACAUAGCAACCCACCUACCACCACCAACAAACAAUUCUAUCUGUGUCACCUCACCCGAGCAGAAUACCAAUGGCCCCAGCACCGAGCCAAAACCUCCCCCCAGCACCACUCACAAAUCUCCGCAGCAACAGCAGCAGCACCCAAACGAACUCACCAUGCUAGACCUAUCAUCAUACCUAUCCGAGCCCACCCAGCAACGAACCUCAAAACUACAGAACUGGAUCUGCGAGCACAUCGACGACGAUUCAUUCCUGCAACUGUGCCAGGACGUCGAGGGUGCAUGGGUGCGAAUUGCGCUCGGGAAGUGAGUACAACUUCAGAUACUAGAUACUAGGGACUUUUGUCUCUCCUUCCCAUUGAGUAUAUCAUAUACCAUUAGCGGUAUUCAUUCGUCGUUGAGUAUUUAUACUGCAUAUCACAUAUUCGAUCGAGUACUUGUUACUUGUUUUUCAAUACUCUAUCUACCGAAGGGGGCUUAUUUGCUAGGCAUUUACGCUGCGUUGCAU
Aspergillus candidus is the source of this 1958-nucleotide messenger RNA. RefSeq lists its product as uncharacterized. Gene Ontology annotation, biological process: reciprocal meiotic recombination. The record is from RefSeq and is a predicted model, not a curated record. The transcript is spliced from 4 exons. NCBI's taxonomy places the organism in Eukaryota, Fungi, Ascomycota, Eurotiomycetes, Eurotiales, Aspergillaceae. Bases 432 to 1760 code for a protein of 442 amino acids.